AAAAACCAAGCAGAGGAACAAGGCAAUCCUGCAUCCUGGAGAUCCAGGAUGCCACUUGAGAAUCGCAGAAAGCGUCGGGCAUCGUGUCUGGCGGCUGACAAUCGCGUCGUCCAAGCUGCUCCUGGAGCUUCCAGUUCUUCUUCAGCACCUGCAAAUGCGAUGGCAUCUGCAACUGCAGCUAUGCCUGCGGUCGUACCUGUAACUCCAUCAGUGACCGAAAGGGCGCCGCCUGCUAGGGAGCAAGCUAAUCCUGCGCCCAACCCCGUCGAGCAGCAGCCACGGCGAGGAAUCAUGGGCUGGAUUUCCGGCUUCAUCACUCCCGUCUACUCAUUUAUCUGUCGUAGAAAUAACUCUGAAACUGAGACUGCUACUUCAACAGCCGAGGACGAGCCUCGUGUCAAACGACGCAAGUUGGAAGAUACCACCUUCGCUGUGACCUGGGCCAACAUUCCAAGUACUCGUAUUGGCAUCGAGAACCUCGAGAAGGUUCUCGGCUUCAUCAAGUACAUCAAGAAUCAUGCCGGCCGGCCCUAUGUUACCAUUGCUCACUACAACUUUCCAGGCCCGAUCGAGGCCUUCAGUAGCCAGAAGGCAUAUGACAGGGCCUUUCUGCUGUAUACGACACAGUACGAUAUGCUGGAUCCUUACGAUGCUGCAGAUGCUGUCCUCCCGGAGAUCUUCAAGCCUUCAACUGAACUCCUAAAGCCGCGCGACAUUAUUUACGGCGACUUCCCGGACACCAAUCACGUCCUUAGCGCUGAUGUCCACGACUGGAUGAUUUACAGGUACAAGGAGAACACCUGGAGAAACUUCGACUCUGCAAAGGCAGAGUUUCCUGCCGUGCUGGACCAAGCAAUAAAGAGCUUGCAGUUCAUCUACUGUGAGAAUUCCUUUGAGAACGUCAAGGGCCUCCUCGGUCACCCGCUCGAGUCGUACGACAUUGACAUAGAAGAGCGACGCAAACACGGAGUUGCCGCCGCCGUUUUCGAGUUUCUGGGACACAAGAUCGAAAAGUCCAGGGUCCUGCGCGAGUUGGUGAAAGUGUCGCCCGAGACGAUGUUUGCGGUGGCGGCUGAUUGUCGUGCUCUCGCGGAGACAAAGCCGGUCCCAAGUCACGUUGUCUUUGAGCCUGCAACCGUCGCGCCCCACUAUUUUGGCCGCCGUCCGGACCAACCAAAGAGCUGGACGAUCCACAUGCCAGCUGACCGCAUGGCAAGCUUCGACGACAACCCCACGGUCGCGCUUCGCGAUAAAUACUUGCGCGAUCACCGCAGGACGUUUGCCCCAUCACCCCUGGUGCCCCUGAGCCAGCUCCCGCAUCAGCCGCAUCGCAGAGAGCUGCAGCCGUUGAAUGCGAAUCGCGUUUCCAAUUUGAGACUGCCACCGCCAAUCGUUCGCGGUCGCCCGCAAGCCAACCGGCCAUUGAACUUAAACCAACCAUACAGUAUCCAUCGUCCGGUGUACAACUUUCCCCGUCGGCCGUUGACUCUGCAUGAGCAGCUUUCCGCAGCAAACAAUCCACUUCCCCACGUCAACCCUCUAAGGCGCCUUGAGAUCAAAAGACCCUUUGGUGGACGCCGUGCUGGAAUUCUCAAGAGGGUUGGACCACCAUCUCACGGCCCUACAUCCGACCACCACCGCGUUCGAUUCAACCAUCAAUUUGAGGAAAUUGACUUCUUCACCGGUCAGCCUAUUACAGCCGGGAGGCGUACCGUCAGGACUACCAGGACACCAGCCACACCGCGGCCCGUCACCCAGAGGCCCAGCACCCAGAGGCCCAGCACCCCCAGGCCUGCAGACGUCACCGCUGCUAUUGACUUUAACUGGCAAGGUCACUUUGCCGUCCCUGAGGACACAGAGUCUGAGUCUGACGACGACGACUUGGAGGCCUCGGUCGUCCAGACACCUACUAGGGCUAGGCCUGCGGUUGCAACCUCGCUUCAACCCGCCCAGGUCGCUCAUGAGGAGCAGGCAGUUUCGAGCUUGACUGGUCGUUCUGCAGUAUCUGGAAGCACCUGCCAAUCAUCGGCUCCACCUAUCCAGGCCGUCCAAGAGGAACUGCCGGCUUUCAACUGGGCUGGUCACUUCGCUGUGCCUGACGACAGCGACAGCGAAGACGGAUCCGCUGAACCUGUUGAGACUGAGAUUGAGCAGUCCGAGCCCACCCAGGUGCAGAAACCUGAGCUCAUUCAGCUUGAGAUACCUAAGCCCAUCGAGGUUGAGGAAUCUGUGCCCAUACAGGCCGCGACACCUCAGCUCAUUGAGGUUGGCGAGCCCACGAUCAAACAGCAUCACCAAACUUCAAGCCCCACAAUAUCCCAGACGGAUGUCGUCGGCGAUCCCUUGGUGCGUUACGCCGAGGAGGUUGUUGUGCAGUCACAGGUCACGCUUGUCCCAGCUAUGACCAUUCAUACACCUACUAUGAAUCCCGCAGGAUCUUCACCAUCUUUACAGGGGAGGCAGCAUGCAGCCACUGUCUCCCCCAGGAAUGUUUCUUCCUCGUCUCCUCCUCGAAAUGUCACAGACACACAAGAAUCCAAGAAAUCCUCCGUGUUAGAGUCGUCGAUUCAUCCUCAUAACAAAACUAGCGUCGUGACAGAACUAACGACUCCCAAGCCUGUAAAGGCAAAGAGUCGUUACAUACAGUCAUUGGGCCGCGGUCCCACAAGCAGGCACAUAGCCGCUGCUCCUAGACCAAUAAAGCGCAGGGGGGCUGCUAUUCGCGCCUUACUCAAUGCAAAGACCGAUGAUGCAAAGACCGAUUCGCCCAUGCCGGGCUCUUUCCCGGAAGUUGACAUGGAGAUUGAUGAGAAUGAAACUAUAGACAGCCCACAGAGACCUCGCUUCAGGCAACCAACAAUCACCACCACAGAAUCCCGCACGACGUCCAUCGCCUACCACGACGCGCUAGACCUUGAGAAAAUAUCAAAGGACGAGCGACCAUCUGUAUCCCCCCGGUCUGAUCACAAGACCAUCACUGCAGAGGAGAGACGUCAGGAUCUCCUCGAUUUCUUUGAGAAGGAUCACACCAAGGAAAUAGACCCCAAUGGCUUUUUGCUUGAGUCUGAUCUACUUUCGUCUGCACCUUCAAACCCUACCCGACAAUCCCGGCUUCUCUCGUCGCAAAGCGACUCGUCAGACUCGACGUCCUCCUCGGAGUCAACAUACAGAUCAGUAUCACCGAUUCGCCAAUCCAGCGAAUCCGAGCUGCAGCCUUCAUUCGGUCGCCUCAAGAUUAGCAAUUUUAAGGACCAUCAGCUUGCCUUGGAAGCGCAGAUUGGAGAAGAGCUCGAGCAGCAUGCAGUGCGGCAAGAGAAAGAGCGCAUCGCCCGCGAAGCAGAGGAGGAGCGGAAGAGACGCGAAGCAGAAGAAGCUGAACGUCGCCAUCGGGAAGAGCAAGAAGUGCUCGCAAGGACCGGAGGUCUCCGACCGCCAAGGGCCAUCAUGAUUGGCGGCAUCUCUAACGAAUGGUACCAUAGAAUCAUGGACGCCAUGAAGGCACGGGACAACCAAAUUCUUGGCAAGUCAGGCGAGGGCAACGACAUCAAUGCCCAUUCCUUCAAGACUGUCGUUAAUCCAACAGCAUGGCUGAACGAUGAAAUCAUCAAUGGCAGCCUAUCGCACCUCGCAAAGUUCAUUAACGAAAAGGCAGGCAUCAAGGAUGUCCGGGCACAAACGCCAAAAUGUGUGCUUCUCAACUCGCACUUUUACUCCAACGUCUCGGCGAAUAAGGGACUGGGAAAUACCGAGCGAUGGAUGAGGAGGCUAGGCGUCCGCCCAGACAACUUCCUUAACGUGGAGACGUUCAUCAUCCCCAUCAACCUUGGCCGCAACCACUGGACUCUGGCAGUUGUUCGCCCAGGCAAGGGUGAGGUGGCGCAUAUCGACUCGCUGGGCACGUCGGGAUCUGGCCAGCGCGCCGUCACCGAUUUGCUGAUGACUUGGUUGCGCACAUUCCUCGGCAGCAGGUAUGACGAGGGUCACUGGAAGGCUCGGAAUUUUGUCUCGCCCGUGCAGACAAACGGUCACGACUGUGGUGUUCAUACCAUUACCAGCGGCAUGUGCAUCGCCCUGGGUAUUGACCCCUCCUCGUAUAAGCCUGCGGAUAUGCCGCUCCAGCGUCUGAGGAUUGCCGGAGUUCUGAUGAACAACGGAUUCCACGGCGUGUUUGACCUUUCCAAGCUGUAG
Molecule: messenger RNA, 4188 nt
Organism: Pyricularia pennisetigena
Lineage: Eukaryota; Fungi; Ascomycota; Sordariomycetes; Magnaporthales; Pyriculariaceae
Exons: 2
Coding region: 49-4188 (1379 amino acids)
Biological process (GO): protein desumoylation
Cellular component (GO): nucleus
Molecular function (GO): deSUMOylase activity
Source: RefSeq, a predicted model, not a curated record